CUGAACAGUUUUGGAAAAUAUUUUUCUACGCCCUACGAAAUGUUUAGAAAUCACUCCAUUAUCAUUCCAGACUAUCUCUAAGCUAUCACUUGAGCAUUCAUCUGUUAAGGUAUCGCCAUGGCCAGUAAACUGGACGUAAUAGCUUUCGUAGUUCCAGUGCCGUUGGGGUGCCUAAAUAACCUGCUGCACCCAUCCAUGCUUCGCCGCUUUGUUCAGUGGGAUCGUGAUAGCAACAGAUGCCACCGGCUCAAUAAAGUAAACAUUCAUUUCGAGAGCAAUUAAAACUACAAAGUUGUGCCUUCCAAGUGCCUCUGUUCAAUAAAGUUCUGCAAAUUUUUAGCUCUCCUCUGUUCGAUAAAGUUUCGCAAAUGUUUAAACCUCACACAAUGAAUAGUAAGAGUGAGGUUUCCAAGCCUGGGCUAUCGGAGCUACCCGAAGAGCUUUUGGAUAUGAUAUUUGAUAAAUUGGAUGUUGAAGGGCUGAAAACAGCAUCGAUGGUUUGCAGAAGAUGGGCAGAGCUCGCCUUUUCCGGUCGUAGGAUGGAUCGUGUACUUUUAAACGUGGUUGAUUACAUUCAAGCGCCAUUCAGUAUGAACUCAACGUUUUUAGAGAGUAACCGUAACUAUCGACAUAUACGGUACUCUUACAAUCACGAGGAUGCGAGUUUGAAUGAUCUCCUAUAUUUGGUAUCUUUAUUCAAAAGUUCCCUCCAGACGCUUAUUAUAAGACCGGACCGUAUGUUCAGGGUGUAUGAAUUACAACAGAUUUUGCUCAAGCUACCCGAUCUGCAGCAUAUGAUCGUGGCUUCCGGUCUACGCUACGUUUUAGAAAAGCAGAAAUCGUUUUGUGUGAAACAUAAGCUGCGUAGCCUGCGGUUCGGCAAGAUGUUCGAUUUACCGUGGGAUGGUUUCGAUAUUCGAACCGUGACUCCAAACUUGGACUGUCUACAAAUGGAUUGUGGUUCCCAGCAAGCGCUAGAGGUUUGGAAACAUUUCAGCGGCCAGCUAACAUCGCUGGGAGUGUACGUGGCCACGUAUGAUCUUUUCCUUAGCUUUUGUGCUCUAGCUUUUCCUCUGUUGAAGGCACUGGAUUAUGUAGUUAGCCAUCGACAGAUGUUCGACUCAACGGCAAAUGAUACCAACUGCCGAUUCCUCCGAAACCUCACUUAACUGCGCAAAUUGAAUUUGGAAUGUUAUGCAUCGAAGGAUACGAUAGAGUCCGUCGCCGAUCAUUGUCCAGAACUAGUGUACUUGUCGCUCAAAAAGCAUAAUCUGCAAGCACAUUCGCUACAAUCACUUGGACAACUAUCGAAACUCAAAACACUUGUAAUACACGACUGCUUGUAUAAUGUUUUCGAUGGAUGCAUGCCGAUACCCUCGCUUGGCAGGGUUCAGUUGAUUCACCUUACGUUCCAUUCCAUUGAUCCAUUCGACUUGUAAGGACCAUCUCGGGAUUGUUGCUCCUCGGCUUUGGAGUUUACUUAUCGACGAAUCACACAUUAACGAUGAUGCACUCCAAAUUAUUUGCGAUAAUUUCAAACACCUCAAAUGUUUGACACUGUGCAGCUGCCGAAACAUCACCGAUGAGGGACUUAAAUCUAUUAGUCGUUUACCGAUCCUGAGAGAUUUGGAGCUCAAUUUCAUAAACAUCUCUGGUGAAGUAUUCAAUAAUUUUCUCUCCAACUCUAUCCAUUACAUCUUAAUGAGGUAUUGUAAUGAGAUAACGGAUGACGAUCUUCUGAAACUACCGGCGGCCUUCCCUUAUCUUCAGCAGCUAGACAUUAGAGCGUGUACGCAUGUAUCUGAACGCGGUAUUGAUCGACUGCGUGCUGUAAUGCCAUCAUACGGCAUAAUACGGCUUUACCCAAAAAAAUCUGACAGAUUUAUAUAUUAUUUUUAGAAUUGUUUAUAAAUCCAAACACAAUGAAAAACAAACCGAUCUUGAACCACCGAAAUGCGAGCUGCUUUAUUUACAAUUCGAGCUAUUAAGUAAAUAAUGUAUGUGUAGGAAUGGUACAAAAUUGGAAAAUACACAAUGUAUCAACCCCA
This is a messenger RNA of Anopheles aquasalis, 2048 nucleotides long. RefSeq lists its product as uncharacterized. The record is from RefSeq and is a predicted model, not a curated record. NCBI's taxonomy places the organism in Eukaryota, Metazoa, Arthropoda, Insecta, Diptera, Culicidae. Gene Ontology annotation, molecular function: protein binding.